UCCAUCUGCCGCCCCUCGCCGCCAUGGGGAGGAGACCCGCAAGGUGCUAUCGCCAGAUCAAGAACAAGCCCUACCCAAGCCAAAGGUACUGCCGUGGUGUCCCUGACCCCAAGAUCAGGAUUUACGAUGUCGGGAUGAAGAGGAAGGGUGUGGAUGAGUUCUCCCACUGUGUGCAUCUCGUCUCCUGGGAGAAGGAGAGUGUCUCUAGUGAGGCUCUUGAGGCUGCCCGUAUUGCGUGCAACAAGUACAUGACCAAGUCUGCAGGAAAGGAUGCCUUCCACCUCAGGGUCCGUGUUCACCCAUUCCAUGUGCUCCGUAUCAACAAGAUGCUUUCGUGUGCUGGGGCAGAUAGGCUCCAGACCGGAAUGAGGGGUGCUUUUGGGAAGCCACAGGGAACCUGUGCUAGGGUGGAUAUUGGCCAAGUCCUCCUGUCAGUGCGGUGCAAGCCCAACAAUGCUAUCCAUGCCAGUGAAGCCCUCCGUCGUGCCAAGUUCAAGUUCCCUGGUCGCCAAAAGAUCAUUGAGAGUAGAAAGUGGGGUUUCACCAAGUUCAGCCGUGAUGAGUAUGUCAAGCUCAAGAGUGAGGGUAGAAUUGUGCCUGAUGGUGUCAAUGCCAAGCUACUUGGUUGCCAUGGUCAUCUUUCAGCUCGUGCGCCAGGCCAGGCUUUCCUGUCAGAGGACAUGGCUGCUUAGAUAUCUGUCCAUCUAUGUGAAACUAGACAUUUUGUUAUAGAAGACAUAGGUGGCUUGGUUAACAACCAAUUAAUUAUGCAAUGUAAUGUAAUUAAUGAAUCGUGUAUGAGCAUCAUAAUUACUUGGUUAACAAAGAUAAUCAAACACAGCCACACAGGGGAAUGGAAAGGUAAUUAGUAGUAGUAAACAGUAAAGGCGGCACUCGCUCUCCGAAUUUCCCCAGUGUUAUUAAACACCUAAGUAAAUAAAGCUGUGCUUAAUUUGCAAUCAACAAAUGUAAAAAAAAAAUAUUGUGAG
Messenger RNA from Oryza brachyantha (malo sina), 989 nucleotides. Its product is annotated as 60S ribosomal protein L10-2-like. Gene Ontology annotation, cellular component: cytosolic large ribosomal subunit; ribosome. The record is from RefSeq and is a predicted model, not a curated record. The transcript is spliced from 4 exons. Gene Ontology annotation, biological process: translation; ribosomal large subunit assembly. Bases 24 to 692 code for a protein of 222 amino acids. Gene Ontology annotation, molecular function: structural constituent of ribosome. NCBI's taxonomy places the organism in Eukaryota, Viridiplantae, Streptophyta, Magnoliopsida, Poales, Poaceae.